AUGGGAAAAUUGAUUCGUGCCGAUCAUAAACAACAAGAUGGUUAUGAUCAAGAAUUAAUAGAUCACAGUGACAAGAUUGUUGAUUUAGUUAUUGUUAUGGAUUGUACUGGUUCAAUGUCUGGUGAAAUUAAUGUAGCAAAGAACACAGUCGCUACAAUUAUCACAACACUUCAUGAACAUUUUAAAACUGAUUUGAGAUUUACAGCUGUCAGUUAUAGAGAUCACACUGAUGAUUAUGCCGUUAAGGAAUUCCCUUUCACUAAGGAUAUUAACAAUGCCAAAGAAUAUAUUAAUACCAUGUCAGCUCAAGGUGGAGGUGACUAUCCGGAAGCUUUGGCAUCUGCACUCAAAGUUGUCAAUGAAAUGCCAUUCAAUAAGAAGGGUAAGAAGAUUGUUGUUUGGGUUGCUGAUGCUCCUCCACAUGGAAUGAAUGCAAGUGGUGAUAGCUACCCAAAUGGUUGCUUGGAUGAACAAGGCCAAAAGAUUGAUUGGGUUAAAAUUGGUACUGAACUUCAAGAAAAGAAUGUAGUCUUUUACAAUAUUAUUUGUGAAAGAGCAAAAGAAGAUCAACAAUUAACAUUAUUUAUGGAUUAUUUGGCAACAAAAACUGAUGGUAAAUGUUUAUUAUUGACAGAUGCUAAUAAGAUUCCAAAUUUAAUUAUCAAUGGAUGUAUUGAAGAUGAUGCCAUGGAUACAGUUGUUGCUGCUAAGAUUAAGGAAUUAGGUGAAGAAGCUGUCAAGAAUAUGAAAACAGAAGAAUUACUUUCUGAAGUUCACAAAAUGACAUCCAAUCUCAAUAUUGCUCAAGUUCAAGCUUUUGCAUUUACCUCUUCAAAUACUAAGCAAUUAUUGAACUGCCAAAACUUGUCCGAGUGUAACCCCUUCAUGUUUACUACUGCUAGUAAUUGUGUUAAUACUACAGGAGCUGGUGCAGGUGAUGCAUUUGCGUUUGGUUCACUCAAUUAUUGUGCACCUUCAAUGGAACAAGUUAGCAAGGCCUAUUCCAGAAAUUUGAGAAAAUAAUUAUUAAUAGUAUAUAGUUAGAAGCGAGUGUAAUUUAAAUUAUUAAAUAAAUUUGUAAAUAUUUUGUAC
Molecule: messenger RNA, 1092 nt
Organism: Naegleria gruberi
Lineage: Eukaryota; Heterolobosea; Eutetramitea; Acrasida; Naegleriidae
Product: vWFA domain-containing protein
Exons: 1
Coding region: 1-1023 (340 amino acids)
Biological process (GO): peptidyl-threonine phosphorylation
Cellular component (GO): cytoplasm
Molecular function (GO): protein serine/threonine kinase activity
Source: RefSeq, a predicted model, not a curated record